AUCUGCCUCUCGUCGUUAAUGUUAAAUUUAUUCGGGGAUUUCUUGUGAAGCGACUUCUUGGCGGAUGAUAAAGGACUACCUUUAUUCUGGAGGUGAUGGUUUUGUAAUAGAGCACCCAGUUAUUUCGACAGCGAUUAUCACGCAAUACCAUUAUACGGAUCAGAAAGCGCGUUGUUUUGUCAUGCCUCUAUCAAUCAGCUAGAAUGUGCGUGAACUUCAUCUACAAAAGCAGUAUUUUUCUUUUCAGCCUUUGAUGAGUGUAUAUUCACGCUACAAUUGUGUCUUCAACAGCGUACAUAUCUGUGUAUUUGUGUGGGUACUUACGGCAUGAAUAAGGGACGAAAUUCGAGCGCCUUGCAAUCAACUGUACAUUUUUUAUCGUCGAGUACCUUGUUGGCGAAUGGUUCUGACCGAAAACGUUCUGUAGUUGAGAUUUGUGGUUUUAUGGCUGAAUUGUAAAGAGAUUAUGUCUGAAGAGACCAAAGAGAGCUUAGGAGUGAAUUUUCGAUCAAAGGAAACAACUGAAUGUACAUCGAGCACUACUGAUGCAUUCCUCGUCCCGUUUGGGGAGCUCGACGAAUCGCCGGUUGAACAACAAGACCUUAGCGGACUGCUCAGGCAAGUGAUGUGUUUGUUUCGGCUUGUUUUGUUGAUAAACUUGUCCGCAAUUUGACCUCGACCGUGUCUAUUCAAUACUGAUAUUUUGUUUAUUGAAGUCAGGCUUUGUUAGCGGUAUUUUGUCAUUCUGUUAACACAGGAUAGGGGAAAGGCGUACCGGAGCUUUUAUCAACGGAUUUGACGGCAAAUUUCUUUGCGACGAAGCUAGCAGUUCGUAAGUACUAUUUGCUGUCAUGGUAAUUAGUCACAUAUAUUUCAGAGCCAGAUUAAGUUGGAAUAGUGGCCUAUUAAUAAAAUGUCUCCGGGCGAUAUUGGAACGAUGUGUAAUUCACCACCGGUUGUUUCCCGUAAAUUUGCACCGAAUGUUCUGUGGCAUGACCAAGCUGUCAGUGACUCAAAAAAGUACGGUAGAAUAAUUAAAUUUUAAUGAUUCCUUAAUGAUGAAAGCUUAAACCAUGGAACCUUCGAAUUGAAGAUUUAUAGUGAUAUUACUACAAAUGUGCUACAAUCAGAAAGAGAGAACUAUGUUUUGACUAGUCUCAAACACAAAGAAAGCUAAUUUUUCUUAAAAUUACAACUUAUUUAUUUGCCUCAUCUAGAGAUAGAAAUAAAUUAAACAGGGCACGUUCAUACUCAGAUUCAAACUUUAGAUUGGCUAUGUAUGUAAUAAAAUGAAAUUAGAAACUGAAAGGACAAGUGAUUUUUAAGUGGAUGAAUGCCUUCAUGCUUUGCAACACUGCAAUUAAUUCUCCAAUAUUCUUUUUUUGGUCAAAUUUUUAAACAAUCUGUCAUGAGAUUUUCAAAAGUUUUUGUCUCUUCAGAUUUUACACAUUUUAUGAACUGUAUUCUGUAGUUUUUGUGUGUAUAAAUAUACACAGUUUGUAGGAAAUAUUGAGUUUGUAAUUGAUGAAAUUCACAAUAUGAAAAUUACAUGGAUCAAUGAACAAUAGAAAAGCAUAUUUAUUAAAUGUAAGUUCCUAGGCAUUGAAAUCAAUUACUUAUUGAAACAUUACAAUUUAUUUGCAUCAUUGUAAUAUAAGAAUUCCUCCUUUUUUUCUUGUUAACAUUAUUCAUGUUUGUAAUAGUAAUUCAGAAAAAAACAUGACAGAGGGUGACACCAAGAAAACCCAUGUGUUAAGUCUGUUCAAUUUAGCUUCUAUUGUAAUUGACAGCUUAAGUAAAUCAAAUGUUUUAAGCCUUUUUCUUCCUAAAUAAGCUCUGCUAUGGUUAAUUUCCUAAAAGAAAUUAUUAAUUGUAAAUAUUUUUGGAGACAAAAAAAGGUGUUACACUCAGUUGUUUGACAUGUCCUUUAAAUUUACUUGGCUCUGUUGCAUUAAACAAGCUUAAAUGGACACAAUUUUUAAUGUAUACAGUUCACCCAAACAUAAGCUACACUAAAGCCUCUCUGAUUAUUGGCUCUUGGGUCAGAGAGGACCCAGUUUUAAUAUCCGUGUCUUCUUAAUAGGAUGUACAUUGAGAUUUAUUUGUGUUUUACAAGGAUUUCCAUCCCUGAGAAAAGCUGUAACUACAUGCUUGUUAAAUCACAUUCUUUUUUGUGUUCAAUAUUGCCAAUCAGCUGCUGACAGGUCACUCACUUUUCACCUCAUUCUGUUAUGUGAAUAAAUGAACAAGAUAGCAUUUACCAAUCAUUCUCAAUCCAAGGUUGUUUUUCAAAUUUUCUUGGGUAUUCAUUUAAUAUGGGUCAGCUAAGCACUGCAAAAAUUGUUUUUAUUGGUCAGUUAAUUGUUUGAUAUACAUUUAAUAUUUUGGAAUGGAUUUUAUUGAUUGGCAUAGAACUUGAUUACACAAACUCUGCUUUAAAACAUUGUCCAGUGCUAAAUUAGCAGCUCACUAUUAAUUUUAAUGUAGAAUAAUUCUUUUAUUUAUCAAAAUAUAAAUGGAAAUGUUGAAAGGAUUUUAGUCAGAUCUUUGUUUACUAAUUUCUUGUCAAGGACAUCAAAAUGUCUUUUCAAAAAUAUUGCAUCAAGCUCCAUUUGACUGCUGUUGAAUCAUGUACUCAGAAUAUAAGUCCAAGGGCUAGACUGAAAUUUUCUCUAAAUGCAAGACAUUAAACAGAUAUCUCCUUUUUCUAGGCCCCGGAAACCACAUCCAUUGCGUAGCCCAGUGAACAGCACCCAGACCUCCGUUUCAAGGAAAGUAGCUGUUACUUCUGUCUCAGAGAAUACAGGGAAAACUCUGACAUCAAAAGACUAUAGGAAUUUCUCCAAGGCACCUCUCAAGUUGAAGUUUCCAUUAUCUCCUAGAGGUAAUUCAUAAUCUUUGCUUAUAAAAAUAAAGCAGUAUUUAUAAUAAUGUUAUGUUGCUUGUGUUAUGUAAGGGUUAGAGGUUGCAUGAUUAUUUUUUUUUCUUCUAUUAGUAAAAUAACAUUUAUGAUUUAUCAACUCUGGCAAACUCAUAAAUUAUGUAGUAAUAAGAAAUUUAUGUGUACAUUCAAACAAAUCUUGAACUGCUUGUUAUUUCAGAAGAUGUGUAUAUUUAUUUAGCAGUGCACUGUUUUUAUGCUUUCAUUUUCUGAACCAAAAAUGUUACAAGUGUUUAACAACUAUUCAUGGAAGUUGAGGUGGGUAGUGGGGGAUAUUUACUGAGCUACGAACACUAAGGUUGGUUAAGAAUACAGCUAUUUUGUUUGUAAGGGUGACUUUUAUGUUUAAACUUGAUAAAAAACAAAAACAAAAAAAGAAUAAGGUGGCCCCAAAGAAUGAACAACACAAUGUAACCUCAACAAGAGUGAAUUUGAAAUCACCUAAAGAACAAUGUAUACAACAUAAUAUUCUAUUGUUUUGUUCCUCUUGUAUUCACAAGUAUGUCUGCAUUUAUCCUGUGUUCAAUUUAGUCCUUUUGCCUGAGGUAAUUUGUUUCACUUCGUAAAAUUCAUUGAUUACAGGUAUAACCAAAUUACCUCAAGUUUCAAAAUUGUUGCCUGCACUUUUUCCUUUUUUGCAACAACCUUUCUGCAAACAGCUGUACACUGAAACAGUUAUAUAAUAUAGCACAAAAAGAUGAUUUUAAUUUAUUUAUUUCUACAAUGAUUACAAUAUAUUUGGGCGCAAGUUUCUCAGAGGUGAAAAGUAAGGGAUAUAUUGGGAGUUUCAGUUGCCAAUCAGAGUGCGCCUUUAUCGCUUUACACUGUUUUAGACAUAUACCAAAUAACAUCAUACCAUGCAUAAAUGUUUUGAUAAUUUUCAACUGCAAACUCUCCUCAUUCUGUAAAUCCAGUGCUGCGCUCAUGCAAACUGUGCCAUCAAGCUAGCUGGGAGGAGCAGCUUAUAAUCAGAGUUCAUGAUAUACCCAUAAAAGAAUGAACGUAAGAAAUAAGAUCAAAAGAAAUCCCAUGUUUUGGACGCAAGUAUUAUGAUUUUUGAUUAUAGAAAGAUCAAACUUUACCCCUGCAAAAUGACUUGUGGGGGACAUAAAGUGUGAUGAAAUAUUUAUCCCUAUUAGCCUUAGUAUAGCAGCAGCUUAUUUGACACUUAAUUUAUGCAAUAGUGUUGGUUUUUUAUCUAUUGAUAAGAUAUAAUGGGUGUUCAAUUUAAUUAGCCAUCAUUUGAAGCAAUUGGAUGUUACAAACAUUUUAAUUCUAAUAGAAAAUCUAUUUUUUUCUCUGCUACUAUUUGUAUUAUUAUUAGUCAAAAAAUUUUAAAUGAAUUACUUACUCGAUAUGGAAAUGACACUGCAUGUAAUCAGUCUGACACUUUGAAUAUUUUGAGAACUAACUUACUAACAUGGCUCACAAAGACUAGACUUAAAGUAUUUAAAAAUGCAACAAUAGAAUAAGGCCAAUAUUCAGGUAUUUUAGUUAUUUUAUAUGGUUAAAUUAUUCUAGAUGAAGUAAUUUGAAUUUGCAUCAGAUGGCAAUCCAAUAAUAGCAUGCAGGCUUAUUUUGUCUAGGGUUGUGGCAAAGUGCCAGCUGCCAGCUAAAUUCAGCAGCUAAAUUUGGUGGCUAAUUAUCUGGGGGCUAAUUUUAAUGGCUAAUUUUGCCAGCUAAAUGUGGCAGCCAAAAGUGACUUCUAAAUUUGGCAGCUAAAUUCAGCAGCUACAUUUGCUCUCUAAAUUUGCUGGCCAAACUUAAAUUUGCUGGCCAAACCUAAAUUUGCUGGCUUUAUUUUCCAAACACAGAGUUGGCCAUAUCAGACCGUGAAAUUGUGCCUAAUACAGGUGCCAAUGCAACUAAAUUUUUCACUUUGGCGACCAAAUCCUGAAAAUUAGUCACCAAAUUGGGAACUAGAAUGUUUCAUCAUAACCUUACUUAGAGAUAUAGUGAAUUAAAAAGAUUUGCAAACUAAAAGGUAAAUCCACAGCAGACUUCCUUGUUAAGUUUGUUUCCAAAACGCAGCACAUGCAUCUCAAUCAAAACUGGAUGCCAUCUUGGAUUUAAGUGAGCUUGAAUGUUGCAUAUCAUCCAUCCUAGUGUCCACUUUGUAGCACGUUAAAGGUCUUUUCCCUAACUUAAUUUCUAGAAUGAUGACAGCGUUAAAGAAAGGUUUUGUUUGUCUUUGAAAAUGGCAACCAACUUUCUUUGAAUUGGCUACCACUUUGAAGAAUUUAGGAGCCAAGUGGCUAUCAGAAAAAAAAUUAAUUUCACACCCUGCAUAUGAUAAACAUACUUCCCAUGUCAGUCAAAGUGAAGACUUGUUACAAUUUUCCCUUAAUUUGUGUUUUGUAACUACAGCAGCAGCAUGGAAUCUUGAGGAGGAUGAAGAUAGUGGAAUAGCUAGUGGAAGUACUGAUGGAGUGCCUUUUGGUUACACAUCGGGAGGCUUGUAUUAUUCUACAGAUGUACAUCUUCAAACACUUCACACACUGGUAGGAAUUGCAAAGCUUGUGUUUAUUUAGCUAUUUUUAUGAGAUCAGAACAAGUCCUUGACUAAUGAUUAUAGGUAGGGAAUGGUAUUUUAUUAUUGGCUUGUUAAUUUAUAGGGUAAAUGUAGGGGAUCUACAAAAUAUUGUAUACCUAUUCUAUUACUUCUUGAAAUUAGCAUGUAAACUUCACAGCUUUGGUGGCUACUAAAAAUGUUUUACAGGAAGUUUUUGACUUUUACCAGUUCUGUUAUCUUUUGCUUAACUCCGCUAAAAAUCUUAUUUGUUAAAAUAUGAUUUAUUUUAAGGAGUUUAAGGGCUUCUUGAUUCACCCAAAUGAAAAUCAAAGCUAAAAUUAAACCACAAGGCAGAAAUAAAGUAGUCAAUAAUACAAGCAAGGGUAAGCGUAGAGGUGGUGGACAAGUGAUUGAAUUAAUUAUUCACUCUAAAUGUCAGGGUAAUGAAGAGGAAGCUGUAACUCCUCCUCUGGAGAAGAAGCAAAGGUAAUCUUGACUAAAAUAGGGUUUUACUUCAUUUAGGUCUAUGUAUAGCACUUGUGACUAUUAAUUGUAAAAGGAGACAUGAUUGGUGCUUUUAGGUGAUGGAGCAAAAUUAAACACUAAAAUUACUACUUCACUUAGAAUGAACAAUUUGUAAUGUAGAUUAAAGCUAAGUUCACCAACUUUUGCAGUGGUUUGAAGCAAACAAGAAUUAGUAAACUGGCCAGACGGCUCAGCCAAAGAAAAGAGAGAGGGAAUAUGAGGUAAUAGAGUACUAGUCAGGCUUAAUCAUGGCCUUAUCUACAAAAUUCUAUUACCUAAUACAGCUAUGAUUUAUUAUUAUUGGAUACUAAGUUGGUAUACAUUUUCCAAGUCUAGCAAAACUGUGAAAUUUCUACACAUGAAUUGUGUCUUUAGACUUAACCCUCAACAGUUCCAUGAGUGACCAAGAUAGAAUUUCUCCUUGCGAUAUCAAUACAAUUUGAAGCAGACAAGUAAUAGGAAAUGUAAAGAAAAAUAUCAAUAAGGGUUAGUCAAUCCAAUACCAAGUUUUCCAAACUCGCAUGAUGAGAAUUGUAUGGCAGACUGUGAGGAGAAUAACUAAUGAGAUCUUGGGAAUGAAAGGGUAAAAACAUCACUAAUGCCAUAGCACCUGAUGCGUGUAUAGGUGCACACUGUGCAUGCACAUAUGCAUGCACUGGUUGAUACAUUCAUUCAACCUGUGAUUGAAACACGAACCUCAGAAAGAACACAUGAGAUUGUUUUAUUUGUGAGCCCUAAAAUGACUUCAAGUCUGUGAAGAAAAAAAAGAGAAAGUAUACAGAGGAGUAAAGGGAAUUGAUAGCUUGGCAGUAAGAGUCCCACGUCUGUUUUGUGUUGUGGGCAUUGAUUUGUGGGCAUAAGUUUAUAGGAGUUUUCUCUCCAUUAAGACUGGGACAUCGCUUUAUGAGAAGAGUACAUUUAAUAUUUUUUAUUAAGUUGAAACCUUUGACACACUUGAACUUAGAAAAUGUUGAUUUUGUUCCUCAUAGGAAUCAAGGAAGAUCUCACAGUUUAGAAGAUAUUUCAUCCCCAGCAGGACCAGGAGCAAUCCAUGGAAACAACAAAUCACCAAGGUUACAGCGCACCAUGUCAGUUAAUCAACGUUCCUCCCCACGGACACGGCUCUCUGUCCAAGAGAAUAGAUUCAGUUUUAAUAACAAAGGUACUUGGGGGCAGUGAUGCAGUAAAGCAUUGUAUAUUAUACACAAGCUGAAUUAAGCACACAUUUUGUUAGUUCUUAUGAUCUAUUGGAGAACUGAUGUAUAGAUGACCUCACCAUGCACAAUUAUUUGCCUCUUUAUUACACAAAAAAAAAAAGAUUCCAUAUUGCUGUGUGCUUGUUCAGUAAUAUAUCACAGGAGACAUCAAAAUGUGGUAAAAAUCAGUCACACCCUCAGCUGUGUCUUGUGUGUCACACCUUUGUCCUUACUAUGUUUCGACAUCAUCUGGGAUAUAUUAAUGAACAGAUGUGCACCAAAGUGGAAUCUAUUUGUUAAUUGUACUAACCAUGAGGCUUGGUGGUAAUCCAUGUUUUUUUUUUUUCUGUUACUUUUGUUUUUUAUCUUUGUUUGUUUGUUUGUUUUUUUUUUUGAGAGCAAAUUAAAGUUAAACUUAAUAUGUAAUAGCUCUGUGGUACAGUAAGUGAUAAAGUGUCACUGAUGUUGUUUGUUCCAAAUUAAGAAUAGAAUCUAACUUUUGAUAAAAGUGCAUGCCCGAAUAUUCAAUAAUGAUAGCCACAUGCAGAGCUAAAUUAAUGACAACCACAGAUGAAAAAGAAUAUUUUCAGUAAACUAAAUCAGCAGUUCAAGGUAUUCUAAUAAUAACUACUUAACUUAAUUAAACUGUGAUUGUUAUUGGUGUUGAUUGUGAAUUCUGAUUUUUUAAAAGAUGUAAGAGAAAAAUCUAAGAAAAAGAGAGACACCAGUUUAGAUGGUAGGUACUCAAUUUGUCUCCAUCAUCUGAAUAAACUGUUUCAGAGGAAAUACAAAUCUUUUCAUAGCACUAAGCUCAACUACUUUCCUACCUGCCUUUUGGCAACCUGGGCCCAGUUGUUCAAAGGCCAAUUAGUCCUAACCCAGGGUUAAAUUUCAAUCCAGGUUUCCUUAUUUCUUUGUUCAAAUUCCUUUUAGGGAAAAUUUCCCCAUUGUUUUUCAAAUUACAAGCAAAAAGAUUUCAACUGAAUUUCCUUUUGAAGCUUUCAGACCUCAAAUCAAAUUCCACUGUCCCAGGGUUAUCCUAACCCAGCUUUGAACAACCUGGGCCUGAAUCAUAAUAUGGUCAGAAGGUAUGAAAUUUUAGUCCAACACUCUGAGCUGCAAAGUCCAUGUCCAUGUCCUUGUCGUGCACCCUGGCUAAUGUCCUAUAGUAGGGGAUAGCCUGUCAGGGUGAAGUUGGGUGGGGACUUUGUAUCCCACGGCCGCUAUGGUAACCACAAGGGCUUGAUUGUAACCCAGAGAUGGAGUAACAAACAGAGCUCUGGUGAAGCUACAAAGACUAACCUUUUAUGCAAGAAGAAAUCAAGCAAGGAACAUUUUAAGUUUGCUAAGAAGAACAUUGUAGGGAGGGAGGCAAAGAGAAUUGACUAAAAUAGGAUCUGUUGGAGUUCCAUGGUGUAAUGAGUUUGGUUGUGAUGACAAGUAAAGAAAAAUCCUGUAAACUAAAUUUUUAGAGCAAGGUUAGGAGUCAAUAGGAGCUCUAGAUCUAACAUAACUGAACAUAGCAAGACUAUUAUGAAACAAAGUGGCAUACCUGCUAUGCAAGUCAUGAAGCAACUUGCACCAACCAUAAUACAAUUUUUUGUACAACACAUUGUUUAAGACUUUCUCAUUUACCAUUCUCAGCUCUUGUUGAUGCGAUUGUCCGCAAAGAAACUGAUGAAAUUAGGAAUAUUUUGGAGUCAGAGGAUGUGGAUAUCAAUGGGUAAGGAUAUCAUUAACAAGUUAUGAUAUCACAGUAGAAGCAGAGACAAGGGUAUCAAAAUCCUUUUAAGACCAAAGACCUCAAGAAUUGAUGAUUAUCUUAUUUUCCCUUUCCAUGUCACCAUAGAAGUAUCGAUUUCUUUGUCCCAUGCUUGUGACAAGAUGAAAAACAUCUUCCUCUAUCCCUGUGCCGUUUCACAAAUUUAAAUGUACACAUUGUUAUAACAUUGUGACUUCUUAUUGGCUGAGGAGUUUAUUUUUUGCCUAAAUGCACAUUUCUUGUAUUGACCUGGACAUUUUUCAGUUAAACAGUAUGUUGCAUCAUUCAAUAUUCCUUUGAAAUUCUUAUUCAAUUCAUAAAUGUCAUCAUUUGUAAAAGAAAUACAUUUGUAACUCUUGGUUGUUUUUUUUACUAUUCUUAAAUUAUUUUGUAUUGGUUAUUCAGGGUAAAUGAUGAUGGAUUUGCACCUCUUGAUGUGGCUGUCAUGCUUGGAGUGUUACCCAUUGUCAGAAUGUUGUUGUUAUAUGGUGCUCAAGGAAGCUCAAGUUGUAAGUUUUAGCCUUAUCAAUUUUCUUUUUUACAGUUGAGUGUUCCCUUGUAGUACCUGGGGGACAAAGGAGUGUUGUUCACUUUUGGCACAGGCCAUGAAGACAAAUUAUUUUCUCUUUACGUAAUCAAAGCUGUUUACCCUUUCACUGCCAAGAUCUCCUUACUGUGAGACAGACAUUUCUCAUGAUGUUUGAUCAUAAGAUGUGAGAAUUUGGUGUCUGAUAAACUAAUUAACCCCUAAUUAAUAUUUUUCUUAAUUCCCAUCACUAGUCUGCUUGAUGUUGUACUGGUAUUGUAAAGAGAAAUUCUGUCUUGGUCACUUAUGUGAGUCAAAGGGUUAAGGGUUGUCUGCUUGAGAAAGUUUUUAAAUAUUUAGCUACACUGUUCAUCAGUUGCAAAUUAACUGCUGUUUUGAGAAAUUUCUUCCAAACAUUUCUGUACUUUGACUUUUGAUCACAACAAAACAUGCUUCUGUCAGAUGAAAUUGCUUGCAAACUUCAUGCUGACUAACUCUCAUGUUUGCUAGUAAAAUCAGUUUAGUGACUUACCUGACUUACCUGACUUACCUGACUUACCUCUUAGUCCAUGUUUCCAGGGUGAAUGGGAAUUUAGAAUUAUGGUUUUUUGUUGAGGGGGGACCCAGAGAAAAACUGUUGGUGCAAGGGCGAGAACAUAGUAACAAACUCAACUUGUAUGUGAUGCUAGAUCCAGGAAUAAACCCUGGGUCAUAGCAGUGGGAGGCAAGCUCACUCACCACUAACCCUAUGAUGUCAUCAGGGUUGAACUCUACAGUGAAAAGUACACUUCCAAAAAAGGAAUAACACAAGAAUUAAAAAAAGACUUGUCUAUGGAAUUAUGAAGAGUUAUAAAGGAUAUUUCCUCAAAGUACAUAAUGCUUCACAUUGAAAACACCUCACCUAUAUCAUUUGCCUCACAAAAUUAGAGAACCUUAAGAGAUAACACACAGUCUGAACUUGUAAUAUGUUUGUAUCCCUUGACAAAUUUCAUAACAAUGAUAACUGGUUAAGAUGAAGGUCAAAAUUUUAUGUGUCUCUGUUAAACUUUCUGCUAUUUUGCUAAAUUUUCUAGUAAUUCUAUUGAUGACAUUUGUUCUGUUUCAUCAGUACCAAGUUCAUACCUUGCCAAGCACAUAAACAUGUUGUUGAAGGAAGCAGAGCUAAGAGUGGAUGACCUCACCACAGCAGUGGUGCAUGUCAGCUACACUACAUCAUCUGAAGUAAAGGUAAUUCACAUUGCUCUGAUUGAUUUCCUAUUGCAUACCAACAGAAAAAUUUCCCUUGAAAAAUCCCCCUCCCCCCGAUCAAUGUCAUUAUACGAGUAACUGCACACCAGCUCCUCCCCAGUUACCCAACAACAGUCACAUGAGAACAACUGGGCUAGGGGUGCAGUUGUUCAGAUACUGACUAUGGUUACAGCUAUAACCUGUUUUGGUGAAUAAUUAGAAAAAAGGAUUUUUGUGGUUACUUUAGAGCAUAUUUUCAGAACUCAGUGAUGACCAGGGAAUUAAUCAUCAAUUUGUGUCAUCUUCAGGAAAAUGAGAGGCUUUUUCAGGAGUGGUUAUGGAGGAAACACUUACUUGAACAAAUGAAGAAAGGACUUUUAAAAAUAGGUAACAGAUGGUACAAACAAAAGAUCUUUAUCUAUAUCAUAUCACUUCUUUUGUCCAUAGUCUAAUUCCUUGGGUGAAUUUCUGAUAAUUAUCAGCAUAGAGAAUGUGGAAUAACUUGUUAACUUUUAAUUAUCAUAAACUCAAAAAUUUUGCUUCAUCAUCUGUCAAAAAACAUUCUGAAGCUCCUAGCCAACUAGCAAUUUCAUUUCAUCCUGCUAUCAAUUAUCACUGUUUCAGACAUCUGGAAGAAGGAACAAACCAAAUAGUUGGUAUUGUCACAACUUGGGAAUAUGAACUUUUGAGCUCUAGAAAACUUAUCAGUAUUCAUGUUUUUCAUAAGAUCCACAAUGUGAUGAACAGUUGUGUAAGAAGUACUUUUUAUGAUGUAUUUCCAUGUACAACUUCAAAGUUUGCAUUUCAUUAAAAUCCACAGUAAUUGUCAUAGGGAUCAGAGAAGCCGGAUAUGGUUGUAUUUUUACAGAUGAUGCUUGUUAUUUCCUGUCAAAUUCAUCGCACCAUUGCUAUACCACUCCAUAUUGUUAAUUGACAUGCAGUCACAUUACUAUCUUUUGAAAUUCACUUUACAAGACAAAAACCUCUCAGAGUUGUAACUAUAAACCCUAGAAAUAUAGUCAAAUAUAACUCCUUUGCUCCCUUUGUAAUUGUAUCAAGUAUUCUCAUCCUAACAUCAAAGUUAAAAUGUUUCCUUGAAACUUGGCAGUGAUGAUGUAAUAAGCUGAGCCCAAAUAAAUGAAAUUCAGGUAGAGACAGUUUAAUUUUUCCUUUGUCAGAACCACCGGACAAGCCAAGUGGUGUUACAAUAUCAGUUGCUUCUGAAGACUCACUGCUUGUUCGUUUUAUUGAACCACUCAAUGAAAAAGUUAUUGUAUCUAAGUAUAAAAGUGAGUAUCAGUUCCAUAUGCUAUACUUAUAGUCAAACCCCCUAGAUCCUAAGAUUAACAUAUCACUUCUCUGCACCGUGCUACAUACAUUUCUUUCAAUUUUGGCUUUGAGAAUUUGGUUUCAAAUCAAAUAUCCUCAAAGUUAUGGUUUCUUUAUCCUUUCAUAUUGUCCCCUUUUUACUUGAAAGUAUAUCAAUAUUGUGAGGAGGGAUUUUUUUGGUCACACCUGGGAUUGAAAGGGCUAAGCUGGCACCUGCUCUCCUAUUUCAGUCCAAGAGUUUCUCAAAUUUGAGGUAUCCCUGCACCAGGCCUCCUAGUCCGUGAUCCAGCCGUGGUCACCAUUCAGCUGUCUCUGAUCAGGGUUUUCCCCUCAACCUAAGCAAGAUUUGCUGUUUGUCUGUUUCGGAGUUUUGAGAGUUUGUUUCUAAUUUCAGUUCAAUGGAGUAAGUUCCCAGACUUCAAGAUUAUGGAAGGAGAAUAUGUCCACCAUGACCUAAGGUCACAAGAGUACACAAUAUGUAAUUUGCAGAAGGUUUGUAUUGAAUAAAUCUGUCCCACAUAUAAGCACUAAUUGUAAACCAUGGUGAAUGGAAGGCCGUAAGAGUCGUUUGGACAAGGAAGGGUUUGAUAAAUAGUCAUUAAUACACGGGCACGUGUAGACAUGGAAUUUCUUUUUGAAGGUUGAACUCGAUAUCUCACGAGUGGGUGUGGCAAUCGAGUGUGUUAUGGAGUAGAACACGAGAAGAUAAAUUCCACGUGUAAUUUUACACAUGUGCAGUUUCGGCUUUUCUCAGGGUUAGGAAUCCUUGUAAAAAAAACCGCAGUUUAAAAAUUUGCGCUUUUUUUAUUUUGACAUAUCCUCUUUGUUGUCUUCUUUAUGUUUCUGACCAUUUAUUUUUCGGGGUGUCAAUUUAAUGUUGGGAAUGUUACGCAAGUUUGUAUUUGUAUUUUUAUUUGUAGUCUGUGUUAUACUAUGUACGUGUUUGCUGUGGAAAUCUAAAAGGUUUUAGUCAAUGGCUGGAAUCCAGUCCUCCAAGUGCAAUGCCAUCAAGUAUGUUGUUGUUUUUAUUUAGCUAGCGAUUGCUUAUGGUAACGAUGGGUAGCAAGUGACUAAAUCUACAACUUUGCUUUGGAAAGUUCAAUAUUCUGAGGCGUGAAGAAAAGGAACAAUAUAUUUUUUGACAAAUCACAGAAACUUCCAAAAUCUUCUUGCAACCACAUUUGUGGGCACCAUUCUUUCCCUCUGUUACCUGGAAUAUAGAGCUCCAAAUUCUUCGCAGAUGAGGAAAAAGUAGCGACAGCAAAAUACAAAUCAAGGAAUACCAACAGAUAAAAUGCAUAUCAGUCUGUUAAGUGAAGGGGGAGAAAAACUAACAUGGCAGUUAACGUUCUGUAUUGAGGUUAACUAGCGUCUAAAUUCUCACCAAGGCAUCACAGUUGCAUCAAGCAUAAGGCUUGUGAGAAUGAAGAAAAUUAUCGCAAACUCGAAAAUCUCUUGAUUUUCAAUUACAUUUUCCUUACCAGUGCCUUAAGAAAUGUAAACAGAGCAGUGUGGAGAAUAUACAUGCUCAUGUUAGGGUUUAAAGGGUUAAACGUUCUAGGUUUUUUUUUUUUCUCAAAUCUGUAAAUUAUUCUGCAGCAUGGCACGAAGUAGAUGACUCUAAACCUCGUUUCCAAGGGCGACUCGACAAAAUAGAUCAUUUAUUUAGUCGGGUGUGGCAGAGCCAUGAGGAAUUCUCACCAGUUCGACCAUCACUAGCGCACAGACCACGAAGCAACACAUAUGGCAACGAAACAGGUAAGAAACAAGGCUUAAUUUUUGUGCUCUUCUAUUUCCUCCACAAACUUUCUUAUUAGCUAACAAGAUGAAACGAUAACAAGGAGCUUCACUGCCAAGAUCGAAAAAUACCACCUCAUUUUCAUUAUACUAACCGCUUGCGAUAGAUUGUCAUGUCAUCCUGGGGGAGCAGUAACACAUUUAGUCGCUGCAUUUUACAUGUAAACUGGGAUAAGCUGGGGCGGAAUGGACCACUUGGCUCCAGCACAGAUUUAAAUUAGAUGUACAUUGCUCCCUGUUAACAGUAUGCAUGACGUUUUUGGAUGCAUUUUGUUGUCGGUUUUAUUUUUAUGCAUGUUUGCUCUAAUUUACACUUUGACAGGGUGCGAAGCUGGUGCAUCGCCAAGGACAAGUCGUAAGUCAGCCAUGAAAAAGAGUCUAACAAAGUACACUAAUCUACUCUUCCAUUCGGCCCCAAAAUUUGCCAGACAUCUAAAGAGGUAAGAAUGAUUAUUUAUCGUUUUUCCUUAAGUGUAUACUAAUGAGAUUUGUUUUGAUUGUGUGUAGCGUCAAUCAGCUAAAUUCCAGAAUGUACACCUUAAGUUUUGACGGCAUAGUCAAUACAAGUCUCUUCCAUGAAGUUGACUUGUGGACAAAAUGUUCGACAUGUUUUUUCGUCGUUCCUUCGUUUCUUCGUUUCGUUAUGUCACUGUGGUUCUUCGUUUCGCGUUGUCGUGCCUUUUUAUCGUCGUUUCGUGAUGUCACUGUUUGUUUCGUUUGACCCUUCGUUUCGUUUCUUGGAUGUUUUGUGUCGUCGCUUUGUUUCGCCGUUAUAGACCGCGCUCGACUGGGAAUGAGUCGAGGAACAUUACAUGAUGAAACAACAAGUCAAUCAUUUUGAUUCCAAGUUAACUUCACGCUCUUCAAUCGGAAAAGUGAAUGCUUAUCGUCCUUUGAGAUGAGCAAUAUAUCACCUCAUGGUCAUAAAAAAGUCCCUACAGGACAUCGAAUGAACUCAACUCAAUUCAUUUGUCGCAUUGCAUUUGAACUGAACAAUAAGAACGUUCGUUUCUACUUGAAUCUCUGCCAUGGCAUCUCAGAAAAAUUGACUGAUUUGUUCUGGGACACCUUCAUGAUGUAUGCUUUUUGGCGGAAUAUACAUCACGUGACUCUGAUCAUGACUGACUGUCACAAAGGUUUUAAAACGUUUCUAGUCUCAGACAUUCUUACUUUUUCUGGAUAAACUUUGUUUGAUAGCAAGAGUACUGACUUUCCGAUUGAUUGUCGUAAAACCAAAACCAAAGUUAAAUCACAAAAUACCUUUAGGGGCAAUCGAGAACUCGAAGUGAAAACAACCAAACUGCUUAAAGUGCGGGAAAAAGCGGGCCACCAAGUCGUGAUUGGUUUUAGUUUUGCAUCUGAUUUGUUGGGAGGAUGGACUAAUCACAGAGCGAAGUGAAGCAAAACCAAUGUAAUCCCGGAUGACUUUCGACACUCAAUUGAAAAUGGCUCUGAGCCUUUAGUGAUAGACUCUGGAAAGAAGACGUGAUGAAUGCUUUAUGUAGUUUGGCUUCUUUUUUUUUCUAUCCGCAGAGGUGUAUAUCUGGCUUCUUUGCUAUUCACUGAUGACGAGAAGCUCCUUGUAACCCUGGACGAAAAUAUCCCAAUAAUUGAAGUGGAUGAUAAUCAUCCUAGUACCUUCCUUCAAGACUUUUGUUGGUUAAUGAAGGUGCUCAUCUAGCUUAUGUUAUCACUUCACAAAACUAUGAAACUCGUACAAGUUAUGAAAUAAAUACUUAUCAAUAAAUGGACUAGCGUAGAGGGCUCUCUGAAGUAACGCGAAUAACGCGCGAGAAAGAGCAAACUCGCAAGACGUCUUACCCGCGCUGCAGGUCUAAAUCAUUCGCGUUUAGUUUAGUCAAGCACCCGCUAAGAAAGCCAUAAUAGUAUAUUACUUUUUGGUAGUAGUGUUAUUCAUACAGACUUAGAAUUGAAACUCUUGUUUGAGAUGAACGUUUUAGUUUGGACUCAUAAGGAGACAAGACAAUCUCAGCAACAUAAAUGUGACAGGUUGCAGAGGCAAUUAGCUUUGGGUAACAUGGAGAAUCUUUAUGUAUCUUUGCGAAAUAAUUUUAUCCGAACAAGUUGCAGAAAUUCUCAAAUUCAAAGUGGUUUGAAUUCUUGAGAAGCGAGGAGGCAACUUGCCGCAAUUCAUCGAGCGGAAGUAAUGCAACCAGAGUGGUUUGUUGAAGAGAGUUGGUGAUCUUGUUGUGCUUGCAGGCCUUGUGAUGUUAAAAAACAAAACAAAACAAAACAAAACAAAAAUCUGUAAGACAGAGGUCUGUUAGGUUUCAUAAUUACUUCAUUCAAGAAACUGGGAAUUUUUCUUGUUAGGGACCAAACCGCACAGGAUUAGAACCUUAGAAGAGAGUUUCCACGUCUGUAAGGGAGGGCUGGAUGGGGACUAGUUCGAUUCCAUUGAAGAAUUGCCGCUUCAUUAUGUUGAAUUUUCUUUCAUUUUAGGUGGCUUGCACUUGGAAAGAUGUUAAAAAAUUAAAGCAAGAAGUAGAGAAAAAGUGUUCAUCCACUUCAGUGCUGUUCAGAUGCAAACUACUACAAGCUGCUGAUACUCUGCAGGUUAAGAUUCGGUUUGAUUUCUGAAUAAGAAUGGUAUGCGUUCUUCACAACAGCUUCGGCGACUCCGCCGUAACUACCUGUACUGUAACGAAUGAGUACGAGAAGUUAACAUACAAAAAUCAUGUCCCCUCCACGCAUGAGCCCUCAGUAUAUUCACGACUAACACUUUAGACGAAAGAGUCUCGGCCGAAGUGUCAUCUCUAAUUGUCAUGGUUGAUUUACACGAAGUAAAGUUGUUAAAAGCCAACACAGCACUGUUGAGAGGCAUACUCUCAAUAAAUUCACGAAUCAUACAUUAAAAGGAUUUUUUUUUUCCCGUAACUUUACUUAAGCUGUUCCUAACCUGACAGAGAAACUUUAUUGGGAGAGCGUACAAAGGGAUCUCUACCAUAAAAGUUGGUAGAUACUCCUUUCCAGUCCCCUUUGGCAGUCGACAUUUUGCAGACCCUUUUAAAUGGUCACCUUUAGCUUAAACUUGCCGAACGAGUAGGACAUAUUAGAGAGACCCGGGCUGGUGUCUUUCAUUCCUUAUUACCAGACCAUGCAGAAUUAUUGAAAGGUAGCCAUUUGAUUUUUCAGGGUGCCCUUGGCAAGCAAGAUCUUGGCAGGCUACAUUACAAACCAGUAAAAGAUAGAAAUGGUAGCACUGUGAUUGUCGCCGUCAACUAUGCAAUUGUAAGUAUAGAGCUAUUUAGACAAAUUAUUGCAUGCCACAGUAAACCAUCUGACUUGCACUCCUAACACGUAUUCCGUGCGAAAUAAAUAAAAAGGAAGGCUCAGACGCUAUCCUAUGGGUCUGUUCAGGUAUUAUACCUUUGUUUGUUGAUCUUUAGUUCGACUUCCAAGGCACAGUUGCAUUUAGCCAACUGUUUUUCUCCCGGCUCUUGGAAUUUUAUUUGUUUCACUUCUUUGGAAAGCCCCACAUGCUUUCAUACUUAAAACACUGUCCAGGCUAAAUGAGUUCACUUUUUUUUUCUUGAAAAAGAAAAUGGUUUUACAUCUUCCUUUUCAUUUGUUUGUUUGUUUUUUUUCAUCCAGCAUGGCAGUUCCUUCAAGCCGCGUAUCCUGUCUCUAAAGUGGUUAUCGUUCAGUAAACUCCAGAAGAGGAUUCAGACUCCUCCAUUGCAAGGUGGGCUACAGGAUGAGUUGUUCACUGCAUCAGAGAUGCUUGUCUCCUCCAUUCAGGUGAGAACAUGAGUCCGCAUGAAAAAAGAUACUCAACAGAUUAAGAGUGACUAGUAUCUAAUUUCUCCUUACAAUAUCAUCCCAGAACCAAACAUCAAGGUCACAAGAAUAAAGGAAAUGAUCACCAAUACUCUACUCGCUCAUGAUUGUUAAACGAAUUCUCCUUGUCAGCACCUUAGAAAUGUAUUGAAAAACAGUAUGGAGAAUAUACAUACUGAUUCUAGGGUGUAAAAGCUAAAGGUAACUGUUUCAUAGAUGUUUUGACACAGAUAUUAAACUUAAGUGAAGUUCUGUUAUUCAACUUGAUGAACUCGUAAGCACUGAUGACUUGAUGGAUGGAAUUGUUCCCUUUACGAAUUAUUCACAUGGGAAAGGAAACAUUAUCUCCCAUUAUCUGAUCAGAAGUAUUUUCUUUAGUAAUUCGUUCUUAAGCUAUCCUAAGUUUCCUUGUAAAUUAGUGAGAGAAUUCAGUGUUAGAUGACACCCUGUAGCUGACAAGCCAACUACUCUCCCUGCCGUUUUGUUUGUUAUUGCAUUGUUGUUUCCAAAGGUGACCUUGGCAUACUGCUUCUUCACCAGCCUGAUGGUGUUAUUUUGUAACGGAAAAAUUUUUGAUUCCUUGUUCUUUCAGGAAAAAAUUCAUUAUUAUGAAAACAGUAAAAAGAGCCUUGAAAGGUAAGAGUUUUGUCAUUUUAACCAUUAAUUUUUUUUUCGUUCUGUUGUUUGUGUGAUCACGGAUGAAUGAAUGACAUUUCAAGGCCCCGUGAAAUACACCUUCGCCAGAUAAAGGUCCUUGGCGCCAUUUCAAGUGAUAUUUCAAGGCCCCGGGGGAAUAACCUCUGCUUGCUAAAAGCCCUUGGCAGUGCAUGAGCACUUCAUGUCUGUUUUGUUUUCUUUGUAGGGGUUUGUACAUCGGUUAUCUGAAGCUCAGAACUUUUGUGGACGCUAUUCAUGUCGUGGUUCAAGAGAACUGCCCCAACGUUCUCCCACACGUCAAGAUACGAGAUAACCCCAAUGUGUCGAGGUGAGGGGAAGUCUUUUUGAAAUCUCGCUCAUUUGACAAGUACUCCUGUUGAGUUAUUGUUUUGAGUCCAGAAAUUGUGUUACUCCUAUCAGUCAUCAUAUUAUUUUAUGGAUUGAGCAUGCGCUCUUUAGUGUUCGAGCAGGCCCUCAUCACUAGCGCUGCAGAGCGCGCGUUUCUCCACCCGCGGGAAGAUUUGAUACGAGUCGGAGAGCGGUUUGCGAAGGGUUUGGCACGAAUAAUUACCACUGUUAGACGCCUUGUAUCCUUCUCGCCGGUCUGCGUUGGUUAAGUCUUCAUACCGAAGAGCAAAUGAUUAGGGCCUGUUAGGGAGCUAACGCUCUUUGUCAGACGUUUUAUUGAGUUUACUGUGUUUUCGAUCGUAGAGAGGAGUGGCAAUGGCUUCAGACGCUGGACACUCUUAGGGUAAUUUGUUUUCCUUAUCAAACUAUACUUUAUAUUUUAUUUAUGCCUUGCACUUUUGUUUUCGUAAGAACGUAUAUUUUGUGUCCGAGGUUGUAACGAAAGUUAGUGCUCUUAAUUUGUUCAUUUUUGAGCUUGUUCUUGAGUAUUUUUCAAACGGAAUAGAAUUUCAGAUUGUUGCUGUUGUUUAUUUUUCUCUUUCGUUUUCUUCUUCUUCUGUGAAUGGGUUUAAUUGGUCUCUCGCCAUAUUUAAACUACUAAAAUGUUACUCAAUGUCACGCAUACUCAAUUCGUUUACUUGCGCGGAGUAUGCCCCUAUUAACAGCGCUGCACGAAGCGCAUUUCUCUGCCCGCGGAAUGAUUUGAGUCGAGUCGAGGAGGUUUUCCGGUGGUCUUGCACUGGUAAUACUUAACACCUUGAAGACCUCUCGCUGGCUCGCGUUGCUUAGGGAUUCAUACUUUUCCGCAGGUAAAGAAACGUUCGCUGUCUAUUGGCUAAGUUCGUAACAUGAUUUGAAAACCUGUGUGAAUCAGUUGAGCCGCAGCGUUUCUAUCUAGCAGUGAAGCUGUCUCUGUAAUUCUGUAUUAUGUGACUGAUGAGCUGCUGAUUGUGUGUUUAGGAGGGCACUCAGGACACAGAGCCAUCCAAGACUGCGCACGAGUUUCAAGUACUGGUGGCCAAAGCUGCCGAAACUUUGAUGGAGAAAGUAGGCGUUAGUAAGGAGGUACUUUCUAAGAUCUCUGUAAAUCCGUUUUUCUCUCUGUUUUUACAGUCAGAAGUGUAUGUAAGGAGUAUUUGUCUUCACUUAAGACGAGUUGGUUAGUCGUGCUCUUGCUCUUGUCUCUCACUGAGUAAAGUCGACUCCAACUGAGUCAAACCCUCUCAGUCAACAGUCAACAGAGAACAAGUCAGGGUUAUUGUCGGGUUAGGGGAGGGGUAGGUGCGCAGUUGCUCUCAUACUAACAUUGAUCCGGUUUUUUUUAUGGAAUUCCGUCAUACACUUAUUGUACCUGCACCAAUGGGAACUCGAAUCCUCGAUGACUCGAACCUCCCAGUAGCUCGUUGCCUUUGAUGACAUUGUCGAUGUUGUUUUGCCCCCGAUAAAUCCAGUCAAUUCGUUACAAGUCAAGGUAUUUGUAGUCCUAACUUAAGUGAUACACUGUUAAUUUUACCCCUCUUGCUUUGUUCCUUGUUACCAGGCUUCCAAACUUCACAGAAUAUAUGACCGAGAGGUUGUUGAAUUGGAUGAGAAUGUGUCAUUUAUCAUUGUGUUCCCACCCCCUGAGGAAGUCUGUAGUGCUCCAGGACAAGUGGACUCACUCUCACAUCACAAAGGCUACAUCUCCUUACCUGUGCAAACCUUUGAAAUGAGUAAGUAUAAGAUGUAGGUCAUAUUCUGGUGAAGUUCUGAGGUUUUGUGAAGAAAAAUUUCAAUUUACGAGCAUCUUUGGCUGAAGCAUUGGCGAAAUCCCCUCUGGCAAAGAUUUUUUCUUGAGCCGUUAAUCCAACGUGUUAAUUAUGUAUCAAGACAUCGUAAUGUGGAAUACCUGUGGUAGAUCUCUCAGUCGUAAUUGUUUUAUGUCAUAACGCACCGCUCAUUCUACACAUGCCGUGAACUAAAUAUAUUAAGGUCACCGUCCGUCUAUCGCGCUCGGUAUCAGGGUGGUUUACUGUAUGGUAUGCUUACGUGCACUGAGGCAACAAUGGUAGUGUUACCAACUAUUUUCUCCCAAAGGAGAGAUAGUUAUCAGCCGUGAACAGUUUUUUCUGCCUCAUUGGGGUAGAUUAACAUAUCAACCAUGCAGAUUACCAGACAGAAACAUGCAGUGAUACAUUUAUGGUACUCAUGUGGGAAGUGGCUGUGAUGAUGAAGUGAUAUGGCCACAGAAUACGCUUGAUAUCGUGGCAUUAGCUAAAGACAUGUUCUGUUUAAAUUCCAGUUCACAUGUAUACGUACCAGCAAGAGUUUAUCUGCCAUUAUUCUCGUCUCUCAUCCGUUCUGGAUAUGGACUCUGUCAUCUCACAGCAGUCUCUCAGAGAGGUAAUGUGGCUUUUUUAAUUCAUUCGAAAGACUUGAGUAUCGCUCUUCACUGCACAUCAAUCGAACAGGCUUCGAACUUUCUUCCAGCGUGGUUUUAGAGUAACGAUAAUUGAUAAUUUUCCAUUGGCGGAGUGAAACGAAAAGGGUGUGGGUGGGUCAGUCAAUCUUUGGUGGCAGUUCUUUUUGUUACAUCUGCCAUUACUAGGCGUUUACUGUCUUAUGUAUUAACUUCGCCAGUUGUGUAACUCUUGAUACUCGAUGUGCAUGUUAAGUACUGUUAAGUUUUUUAUAGAGGUUAGGUUGUUGCGGUCAGCUUGGCGAAGCUACCAGUAGUGUGUUUGAUGAAAAUACCAAUUUUAACCAAAGAAUUCUGCCAAUAACUUCUCACGUGGCGCCAACGUGUGUUUUUAUUUACCAACCUCUUCACUUAAUUUUUUUUUCCUCUCCCUCUUUCAAAAAGGCAUUUUCAUCACCCGAGGUACAGUUAGCAAAAGCACGACAAGAGCAGCUGUUGGAUUUCCAGCGGGUAAGUUAACAAGUUAACUAUUAAGAGAAAAAUUUUUGUAUUGUCAGAAAAUGGCAACUACGUGAGAUAGUCCAAAAAAAGCACAGUGACUUAGUUACAUGAAGUAAAACUUUUUCAAUGAUUUGCCGAGGGGACUAUCGUAAGAUUCAUCGGAAUUCGAUUUGUUUACCACGUGAUUAGACUAGAAUAAAGUUCAAAUUGCUUCGACCGCACAGAAGCCUGUUAAGAAGCUUGCUUUGAAAUUGUUCUUUUUCCGUUCUAAAGGAACUUGACGAAACAUGGCAAGGAAUGCGUUGGAUAUUGGAUGCCCUACAUUACGCGAGGGAUCGUCAAAUUCGAGGUGGCAUACCUCUGGUGGAGGUGUUUCAAUACUCAGUUUCUCACCCGGACGGCCAGUGCUGUGUUUGUUCGUCUGAUUUAAGAGGCAAAGUCCUCUGCAAUGGACAUAGUGAGUAUCUGGUCUUGUAUUUGUUUCAAUUAAAAGUUAAGGAUGACAAACAAAAUUCAAGACUUGCUUUACGUUAUACCCGUUUGUUUUUUGAAGAUUUUUUUUUUAACAUCAAUUUUCUGUAAAAUUCUCAUUGAUGUAGUUUGAUUCUGUUACGUAUUUGAAUGAUAUGCUAACCAUUUUUAUCGAUAUAGUAGUUACUUUACUGCCACUCUGUAACGGUCACUUCUCCGGCUUCUAUGGCCUCUUCCCUUUGUCUUCAAAGUGGCCGUUGUGAAGAGUUUCGAUUGUAUUGUCUAAUGUAGUGGUUUAUCUUUCGUCAGAUUCCUCAUCAAGCAAUAGCCCCAGACAAGGAGUGGUUCAAAUUCAUACAGCAGGAGAAACAAGCUUACCUCCCGGAGCCACAGUAACGGUAUCAUGAAUAUACUUGAUAGUCGGAAACGAAGGCUCGAUAAGACUAUUAUUAAGACUAUGAUCUUUUGCAAUGUCUCCUAAUUUGUAAAUAGGAUCAGGAAAAAGAUAUAGAGAGCCUCGAUACAAGUUCAAUUUUCUGCAGCGCUGUUUCCUGUUGAUCCAAUAGUGGUUUUAAAUCUUUCGAAUACUGAAGUGCUUUGACGUGAAUCAAUGACGUUUUUCGAGAUUGGACUGGAAGUAAGAAUUCUGCCACUAUAGAUACCAAAGAGAAUUGUUCAUUGUAAACAACAAUUUCUUCAAGGUUGUUAACUUUUUUUUGUACUCGACCUGGCAAAAUAGAAUAGAAACUACAUUUCAUCUUUCUGUAGAGACAUCGGGCCUUCAUGUCUCAAAAUUUGCCGAGUGGGUGUGUUUCAAAAAUGAAAAUAACUGUUACGUCUCAUUUUUUAUGGGUAGUGGUUCUUCUUCCCUCUAGGUAUGGGCCGUUUUGGAUGUUGAAUUAUUACAUCCCUUUAACAGUUGGUAACUAGCAGUUUUUUGAUGUUGUCUUUUUGUUUAUAUUUUUUGUCGUAUAGCUUCAUAUAACGCCUGCAACAAGAUCGGACGAAGUGGUCAAGAUGGUUGUACAACAGCUGUAUAAGAAAUGCCAAGACAGAGAUAAAUCUUCCUAUUGGCACAAUCUCUCUGACAAGAAAUUGAAAGACUUAUGUUUAGUUGCAGUAAUCGGUGGACAAGAGAAAUGUUUUAGGGACGAUUUUAAGCCACUACAGCUUCAAAAUCCGUGGAAACGAGGAAAGUUGUAUCUCAGACUACGCGCUGAUGCCUUCGCAGCGUCUGCUACAGGAAAUUUCACAAGUGUCUAAAUUUCAAUCACUUAAGACGAGCACCUGUUCCUAUGGAGCCAUGUAGUUCUGAGUGUUGAAGAUUUUCCAAAGAAAAACUCGUGCCACAUACUGCAGCAACCAAUCACGUAAGGGUACAACACAUUGCGAUGUGGUAACGUGUUAUCCUCUCCCAGCACGGAUGUCACGUUUCCCGCGCUCUUCACCGCUUACUCUUAGUUUCUUUGAGGUCCGAUUGGUUUGUUUUGUGAACCACGUGACAAUCUCUAGAAAAUCCUCAGAGUUUCAAACCAAUACUAAAGGUACUCUAUCUUUGCAAUUUUCCUUAACUGGUGCUAACCGUAAUUACUGCGAAAAUCAGAGCAGAGCAUUCGUUUAUUAGCAUCAGGAGGAUAAUUUAAAGGUUCCAAAUUAAACGCAUCAGAUUCCAAAGCUGAAGCGGCCAAAUCGAGAUUGAGUGGAAAUAGUUAACCAAAACCGAUAAAAACAGUGUUUUUAAAGGCAAAGAGAUGCCCAAAUGUGUUAGAUUUUCUCGAACGCAGAAGCGACAGAAAAUGUGAAAAACUGCUAGUACCAGAUUUAAAAUGACCUUAAAGUGAGAGUAGUGUCAAGAUUCUUCGGCACAUUGUGUUUUUUAUUAUUUAAAAAGGAUGAAAUCCUCCUGUUGGUAAUCAAGAUGGGUGAAUCCAUCGUAAAUCUAGGGACAAAAAAUUUACUGUAUGUUAGUUUGAAAAUUUAGGUAUAUAACAAAUGGAAUAUAUUUAAGGAGUAAAAAAUAAUGUCGGAAUUAAUUAAUUUCUUUGUAUGAUAAGAAUGAUUUUGUACAUAUUGGUGGUCUUGGAGUAAUUAUUUAGGUUUUCGUUUGUCGGCUUUUUUUUUCCCUAAUUUGGUUUAAUUUUGCCAUGGAUUAACUUAACUUCAGUUUUGCUUUUUAGCUUUUGUGACAGUGACAUUUCCACUGGAGAAGGCGAAAAAAUGAAUUUUUCGUUACUAAAUCUUUCCUAGUCACGUUUUACAGUAAAAAAGACCUGAUUUUGUUAUUAGGUAUUCAUAGUUUUUCGAGCAAGAAGAACGGCUUUACACUCGAGAUACGGUUGUAUGGCCCCAAAAGUUUUCACAGCAACACUGUAGAAAACUUAGUUUAAAGUCUUAUAGUUUCGGUUUGAAACCUCUCUCCUUUACUCGUCAAGUCAAUCGCGUUUGGUGUGGACUUGGUGACCGCGCAUUUCCUUCUUGUAUGUGCAGUGUUCGUUGUUUUACUUGGUUGAGUUAUACGAUUGGUCAGAUAGUUUUCUUUUUGUUCAUUUGUUUAAAGCACUUCUGUCUUGCCUGUUGGUGUCAAGACGAAGUUAGGAUUUGUCUCAUGGCCAAGGCGUUUGUUUCCACUCAUGGGAUUUGUGUUGACCAGAUUACACUUAAGAAUAGAAAACAUUAAAAAAGAAAGAAACAGGAGAGCUGGCUCCCCCUAUGAAUGUAUCAUAUUUAUUCCCUAGUCAGUCUUGCAGGAAGAUAUUUUUCACGACAGUUUUUCAAAUCCUCCAUAGGCGAUAUUCCUAUUUAGGCAGCUCUAACAGAAAUGUAUUCAAGUCUUGUUUAUCACAAAAGAAGUUUCCACCUGGUCUACGUUGUUUGACAGAAGGUAAACGUUUAAGUGAAAAUCGUAUUUAUUGUGAGAUUGUUGUUUAAAAUCACCAUUGUGUUUAAUUUAUUACUGAUAUUUUCACCUCUUGAGGAGGAAUCUAGAAUAUUUUUAGGCUCUGGGAGUUUGAUAAGUCUGGAAGAGUGCUUGAAGUGUUGAGAGCACUCAUUUGUGUCACUUUUUCCGUUUCAUCGUAAUUCAUCGCAUUUUUGGGUUAAAGCAGUUGAAUGUGGAUAUUGUGUUAUUUUAUACGUAGAAAUGUUUAUCUCCUUAGAAAGAUAGCAAUAAGUUUUAUAAAGCAAUUUUAGACUGAAACUGGCUGGGUUUUACGUGCGCUAAACGCAAAGCGGAACGCUUUUGGUUAUUUCAGCUCUAACUUUGUUUGCUCCCAGAGUAUUGAUUGAGUUAACAUGUGCAGCGGGUGAAAUGUUGAUGCUAAGAUAGACUAAAACAAAUAAACAG
Pocillopora meandrina is the source of this 25394-nucleotide messenger RNA. Lineage: Eukaryota; Metazoa; Cnidaria; Anthozoa; Scleractinia; Pocilloporidae. The record is from the annotation of a GenBank genome assembly.